AUGAAAUGCCCAAAUCAUUCAGAUUGGUACAACAACAAGUGGGCUAUCAUGUACGUCUACUACUUCCCGAAAGACUCGCCGCGUCCCUAUGUCGGCCGUCGCCACGGCUUCGAGCAGGCUAUCGUGUGGCUUGAAAAUCCUUCAUCGAGAAACGUGGUGCUGGCGGUGUCGUUGUCGGAAGGUCAUGAGUUCUCAAAGACGAUUUUACCAGACUCGAAAUUUCUGCACGGGACGAGUGUCAAACUCAGCUAUGAGAAGUUGGUGGGCAACGGAACUCACGGGCUCAGACUUACUGCAAAGAAUGGUGAUUCCCUGCUUUUGAUCAUGUGGGAACAGCUCACGCCAGAGGCUCGCAAUGCGGUCAACGGUUUUUACUCGAUGAGAUGUGGAUCCCACGAGUGA
This is a messenger RNA of Hyaloperonospora brassicae, 402 nucleotides long. The record is from the annotation of a GenBank genome assembly. Lineage: Eukaryota; Oomycota; Peronosporomycetes; Peronosporales; Peronosporaceae.